Messenger RNA from Penicillium canariense, 1914 nucleotides. RefSeq lists its product as uncharacterized. The coding region runs from base 1 to 1914 and encodes 637 amino acids. The transcript has a single exon. The record is from RefSeq and is a predicted model, not a curated record. Lineage: Eukaryota; Fungi; Ascomycota; Eurotiomycetes; Eurotiales; Aspergillaceae.
AUGUUCCGCUUUUUCGGUCUGUCGGGCACGUUCGAACGCUUCUUCAGUUUGGAUGAAAAGACCAAGGACCAAAAGCCUCAGAUGAUUGAUUCACUAGAGCGACUUUUACAAGAUUGGAUCAUUGACGAAUAUGAUGAAGCGACUGAACUGGCUCUGCUAACCAUUCUUGUGGAAAUGAUGUACAUGCUCGAUAUUGGGAGCCAAUCACCCUCCGCACUCCAACGAGAUCGUACCCUAAGUUGGAGGCGCACCGUUCAGCAGGCCGACAAGUGUGCGGCGGAAAUCGCAGCAUACAGUCCUCAUCUCACGCGAUCGCGCCCUUACUUACAAUGGACUUUGGCAAAAGAACAUUUCGAUCGUCAGCAGAAUCGGAGCGCAUCAUAUCGCGAAAUGCGAAAGCAGCGCGUCGAACGAGUUCCCGGUAUCGUUCUCAAUAAGUGGUGUUUGCCAGUUUACAUACCGGUGGGAACAGAAAACGCAGGCUGGCCAUCUCCUGACCCCAAAUUCCCGCCUAGUGACUCAUUAUAUUUGGCGUUGAACACGUCUAAGGAGCUCUCUGACUAUAAAACUCAGUCCAUGGUACUCAGGGAGCUUAUAUGUCGUGUGGAAGAUCCCCGGCCGUUAUUCAAGGAGCUGGAUCAGUUGCAUGGAGGCAUACAGGGGGAUUUUGUUGAGUCCUACGAAUCUUGCAUCUCACAGUAUUUGCUCGCUACGGACGACAUUUCGUGUCGACACCUUCUACAAAGAUUGGAGGCAGCCGCAGCCCAGUUCAAACCCACCCCAGAGAACGAUGUUUGUGUUGCAACACGCUGGAACGGCCUCAUGGUGCAAAAUGCUCUUGCUCGCUCGAUCUCCGCAGAUGCAGAAACCAUUGAUCAGAAUUCUCAUAUAGCACAGUCCAUCUGCCAGAAUCUUCCAUAUUCUCAGAAGGCCAUCAACAAAUUUGCACAACCUGCCAUUGAGAAAGAUAAAGGUACCAAUGAGCCUGAAGAUCAGAACAAAGAAAAAGAACCCACGGCAAAGGGUAGUUCUGCGGAGCAGGAGGCCAUCGAUCUGGAACUGCCAGAAUCACCGCUUGACAGAGCCAAGAACAAUCCGUCCGAGGAGGUUCGACAAGCUCGCAAGGAGCUAAGCAGAUGGUACGAGGAAGAGGUUCGCCGUCGACUGGACAAACUGGAGCUUUACGAGAUGCAAAACAAGAGAGAGAACCUCGAGAAAGAGCUUCGUGAGACGAAGCUCCGCCGGGAGCUCGAGAAAUUCGAGGACGAAGAACGGCUGAAGGCUGGUAAAAAGGACAUUCGCAGAAAACUGCGCGAGGAAACAUCCGGGAAUAACCAAAAGUCUAUCAAUGGAGCAACAUCGCGUACUCAGAGGACGUCAUACAACCAGAAACAAAUAACACAGGGUGACCAAGGAAGAAAGGAUGUUGACGGUGGUCGACAAGAAAAGGCAGAAAUAAAGCCGAAUGAAGAUGCAAUCCCAAUGACCCAUGAACCAGAGGAAGUCGACUAUGCUUGGCCCCUGGAAAAAGUGCAUAAGAAGUCAAAGACCCCACAAAAGCCAUACCGUUAUGCAUCAGUCACAGAGCCUCAAGAUGAACCAUCAACCUUGGAGGAGCCUGACUCGUCCUCAGUCAGGCCUGGACCACCUCGCGAUCUGCGGCGUCGGACGGUCCGUCGGGCCGCACGGCCUCGAGCUGCCUCGCGACAGAAUGAGAAGCCCUCGAUUGAGGAGAGUGGUACAGAUUCAGAGGAGAGGUCUUCGCAUCAGAUUACAGUGUGGGAGGAGUUCUCUUCGGGAGAAGAGAAGACUUCUGGGCCUGGCUCUUUGGUGCUGUCGCCAAGGCGUGACUCUCUGGAUUCAGAGGAUCACGAACCGAAGAUGAUUGAGUAUGGCGAGGAAACCGCCCCUUGA